Colius striatus (speckled mousebird) is the source of this 2049-nucleotide messenger RNA. Its product is annotated as acyl-CoA synthetase short chain family member 1. The record is from RefSeq and is a predicted model, not a curated record. NCBI's taxonomy places the organism in Eukaryota, Metazoa, Chordata, Aves, Coliiformes, Coliidae. The transcript has 14 exons. Gene Ontology annotation, molecular function: acetyl-CoA synthetase activity; AMP binding. Gene Ontology annotation, cellular component: mitochondrion. Bases 1 to 2049 code for a protein of 682 amino acids.
AUGGCCAGGCUGCUGGCCAGGGCUUACUGCCUCAAAGCUCUUCCUCAGGCUCCCAGAUGCGCCCCUGGGUUAGUGGCUGCCCGAGCUUGGAGCCACGGGCCCCUCACUGCCUACAUGCCUGAAGCUGUUGCCUUCUCCAGACCCAAGGACCACCAAGGCUUGUACAAGGUGUCAGUGGAGCAGGGGGAUGACUUCUGGGGAGCACUGGGGAGGAGUCGCCUCACCUGGAUCAAUCCUUUCCACGCUGUCCAGGACUGCGACCUGCGCCAUGGCAGGGUCUCCUGGUUCCUGGGUGGGCAGCUGAACGUGGCAGUGAAUUGUCUGGACCGACACGUCCAUGUAGCCCCAGACAAAGUGGCCUUAAUCUGGGAGAAGGAUGAACCAGGAGAGGAGGUGCAGGUCACAUACAGGGAAUUGCUGGAGCUGACGUGCCGCCUGGCAAACACCUUGAAACGGCGAGGGGUGAAGCGUGGUGACAGGGUGACGAUCUACAUGCCGCCGUGCCCGCUGGCGGUGGCUGGCAUGCUGGCCUGUGCCCGCAUUGGCGCCGUGCACGCCGUUGUCUUCGCCGGCUUCAGCGCUGAGUCCCUCGCUGACAGGAUCCGGGACGCCCACUCAGAGACAGUGAUCACAGUGAACCAGGGGCUGAGAGGUGGCAAGGUUAUUGAUCUAAAGAAGACAGUGGACCAGGCUGUGAAGCAGUGCCCGGGAGUGAAACAGGUUCUGGUUUCCAUGAGGACUGACAACAAGGUUCCCAUGACAGCCCUGGAUGUGUUGCUGGAGGAGGAGAUGAUGAAGGAAGACGCAUGCUGUGAGCCUGCUGCCAUGGACAGUGAAGACAUGUUGUUCCUCCUCUACACAUCAGGCAGUACCAGCAAACCCAAGGGUCUGGUGCAUUCCCAAGCUGGUUACUUGCUGUUUGCUGCUCUCACACACAAGUAUGUGUUUGACUACCAGGACAGGGAUGUCUUUGGGUGCAUGGCAGACAUUGGCUGGAUCACGGGGCACACCUAUGUGGUCUACGGCCCCCUCUGCAACGGUGGCACCACAGUCCUGUUUGAGAGCACUCCCGUCCAUCCUAACCCUGGCCGCUACUGGGAAACAGUGGAGAGGUUAAAAAUUAACCAGUUCUACGGGGCACCCACUGCCAUCCGCCUGCUCCUGCAGUACGGUGACGAGUGGGUGAAGAGAUACGACCGCUCCUCCCUCAAAGUGCUCGGCUCAGUGGGAGAACCCAUCAACAAGGAGGCGUGGGAGUGGUACUUCCACGUGGUCGGUGAGGCACGUUGCCCAGUCGUGGACACGUGGUGGCAAACUGAAACAGGAGGCAUCUGUAUUUCACCCCGUCCUUCUAAUCCUGGAGCUGAAAUCCUUCCAGGCAUGGCUAUGAGACCCUUUUUUGGGAUCAGCCCCUCUCUCCUGGAUGACAAGGGAAAUGUCCUUCUAGAAAACAACAUCUCUGGAGCCCUUUGCAUCUCACAAGCCUGGCCAGGUAUGGCACGAACCAUUUACAAUGACCACAAGAGAUUUCUGGAAACCUACCUGACUCCUUAUCCAGGGUUCUUCUUCACUGGGGAUGGUGUUUAUCGCACCAAGGAAGGCUACUACCAGCUGACAGGACGGCUGGACGACAUCAUUAACAUCAGCGGCCAUCGGCUGGGCACUGCCGAGGUGGAGGAUGUUGUGAACCACCACACGGCAGUGGCAGAGUCUGCUGUCAUCGGCUGCCCACACGAGAUCAAGGGAGAAGGAGCCUACGCCUUUGUUGUGCUGAAGAAGGACAGUGGCUACACACAGGAGGCUCUCACAGCUGAGCUGCAGGAGCUGAUCUCAGAGAAGAUAGCCAAGUACGCGGCCCCCGAGUACGUUCAGGUCACACCCCGGCUGCCCAAGACACGCUCGGGGAAGAUUAUGCGCCGGGUACUGAGGAAGAUUGUUGAGAACAAGGCUGGUGAGCUCGGGGACCUGACCACCCUGGAUGACCAUGAAACCGUGCAGCAGAUCAUCGACGGUCACAAGCGCAUGCUGGAGGGACAGAAGAGCUGCUAG